Molecule: messenger RNA, 1379 nt
Organism: Anoplophora glabripennis (Asian longhorned beetle)
Lineage: Eukaryota; Metazoa; Arthropoda; Insecta; Coleoptera; Cerambycidae
Gene: Slbp
Product: histone RNA hairpin-binding protein
Exons: 4
Coding region: 222-1118 (298 amino acids)
Biological process (GO): mRNA transport; mRNA 3'-end processing by stem-loop binding and cleavage
Cellular component (GO): cytoplasm; histone pre-mRNA 3'end processing complex
Molecular function (GO): mRNA binding; histone pre-mRNA stem-loop binding
Source: RefSeq, a predicted model, not a curated record
UGUUCGUACUGCUUUUUUAGUUUUUUAAUGGCGUUGUUUAUUGUUGUCGGCGCACAGUGCUAAAUUUUAUUAUUGAAUAUUAGGAGGGCUGAAGCUAUGCUUUAAUUUAUCUGACAAUGUAAAAACGUUGAGGUGCUGUAAAAAUUGGACGUGCAUUUUUUGUUCUAAUAUAAACGAAUUUCAAAAACUUAAACCUUCCAAGUUCUUUCCUUUGGGUAAAAAUGGAUAUCAAAAGACUUUCUAUGAACACUUCUUUAAAAAAUGCUAGAAUUUUUGAUGAUGAUUCCUGGGAUGCAGAUACAGCUGGUUUGACUAUAAAACGGGAACCAGAGUAUUCAGAUUAUGAUGAGAACCAAUUUAAAUCCAACAGUGUUCAACAAGAAGAUGUAAAAAUCAAGACUGAAAUAAAAACUGAAACUGAUGAAGGAUCACAAUUCUCUAGUGAAGAUGAAGAGGAUUAUUCGACACGAAAACUAAAACGUGAGGAUGUUUCAAAGACAGAACUAAAAACAGAAUUUUCCUACAAUGAGAACUCUAAUGAUAUGUUGGAGGAGAGUUAUUUGGACAAUAUAGAUGACAAGCUUAAAAGUAAAAUAUUGAAUACUCCAAAUAAAAUUACAGAUAUUCUAACGGAAGACUCCAAUCCUUCGCCUUUCAAUAAGGAAUUGUUUAAAAACUUUAAAAUUGGUCAGGGGUACGGUAGCCCGGAGCAACAUGGUUCGAAACAUGAGUCGAGAAAGAGUGUUAAGAGAUCAGUUUUUACACGCCUUUCACCAUAUAAAAAGUAUUCAAAUGAGGACACAUCCCUAAACAGUCAACCAACAACAGCUAAAAAAAGGGCUGGGACACACACAUCUCCAGAGCUUCCAAGGAAAAGAACGAAACCACUAGAACCUGAAAGUGAUCCUCUUACAUUAUCAAGGCGGCAAAAGCAAAUAGAUUUCGGUAAAAACACCACAGGAUAUGACAAUUACAUAAAUACUGUGCCGAGGAACGAAAGAAAACGAGAGGACCCACAGACACCAAAUAAAUUUGUUAAAUAUUCUCGCCGCGGUUGGGACGGGCUGAUCAAACAGUGGCGAAUAAAGUUGCAUAAGUACGAUCCUGUUGACACAUGAACAUUUGUAAAAAAAAUAACGCGUUAUUUUAGUUGCUAGGUACAAAUGUUUAUUUUUAAUUUGUUAAAAAAGGAGUUUAUAAUAAGCUCCUAUUUAAUUAUAUAUUUUAAGGCAUAAAAAAAUUAUUUAAUUUUAUAUUGAUUACUUUAAAAAAUUCAUUCAAAGCGUAAACCUAUAUGAUUUCAAUUUGGAUUAUACUUAACGCAUCUUUUAAGAACGGACUAUUUAUUUUAUGUAGUGAUGUUUUAUAUGUCAUUUUAA